AUGAAAACUACCAUUUUCACAUCCGCAGUCGCCGCUGCCCUCGGCUUCGCCUCUGGUACAAUUGCCAACCACUGUAGCUGGGAUUUCUACGAAGGACCCAUCUUCAAGAGGUGGCUCGUUAUUGGCUCCGGUGUAGAUGACAUCCCUGGCACAUGCGGCGGCUUCUGGGACAACAUGAACAACAAGAACUUCCACGGUGCCUGCGUUCUCUCCUCCACCAACUGUGGCGAGGACGGCAAUGGGGAUAUGGUAAUCAACUUCACGGCGGGCUCAGGUUGCAACAGCGGUCACGUCGAGUCGGCAUGGUGGGAGGCUACUAGGAACAAGUUCGGCGCCAUCAAGUGCGGUAUUGCAAAGUAA
Molecule: messenger RNA, 360 nt
Organism: Fusarium venenatum
Lineage: Eukaryota; Fungi; Ascomycota; Sordariomycetes; Hypocreales; Nectriaceae
Source: RefSeq, a predicted model, not a curated record